UCAUUUUGUGUUGUUUUUUGUUUUAUAUAUAUAAUAUUUUUUUUUUAGUUUUUAAAUUCCGGCUAGUGCGGCCGGGACUUAAUCGGAGACUGAAAAUUCGUCGGAAUGUGGAAGCCACGCGCCGUUGAUCACGCGCUCUCUCUGCUUCUCUUUUGCUCAUUGUUUGCUCUGGCUUCUGCUCAGGGAUCUAAAACAAACGCAUGGAAGACACUCACCGGAAGUCCACCAGUGGUCAUAGCACGUGGUGGUUUUUCGGGAGUGUUUCCUGAUUCCAGCUAUGCAGCCUAUAGUCUGGUAGGACAAACAUCCGGGAAUAAUUACAUUGCAUGGUGUGAUGUUCAACUAACAAAAGAUUCAUUUGGGAUUUGCAUUCCGGAUAUCAAACUUGAUAAUGCUACAAACAUUGCUCAAGCUUUUCAAAACAAAAGUCAAACCUACCUAGUUAACGGUGCACCAGUCCGUGGAUACUUUUCUGUGGAUUACAAUCUCAAGGAUCUUGCCAGUGUUUUUUUGGUUCAAGGAGUUUACUCCAGAACUAACGACUUUGAUGGUAAUCUGUUUUCUAUUUUAACUGUCGACGAGUUAGUUAAAGAAACAAAGCCACCGGCCCUGUGGUUGAAUAUUCAGCAUGAUGCAUUCUAUACACAGCACAAUUUGAGCAUGAGAAACUUUGUACUUACUGUUUCUAAAAGAGUUAUUGUCAGUUAUAUCUCAUCACCUGAAGCUGGUUUUCUGAGAGGUAUAGUUUCGCGCUUUAAUGCAAAGACUACAAAACUGGUCUUCAGGUUUAUGGAUAAAGAUGUUGUAGAUCCAUCGACCAAUCAGACUUAUGGUUCUUACUUAAAGAAUCUAACAUUUAUCAAGACAUUUGCUUCGGGAAUUCUUGUUCCCAAGGAUUACAUAUGGCCUGUAGACGGAAACCUUUAUCUACAACCUCAUACCUCUUUGGUUGCUGAUGCACAUAAAGCGGGGCUGGAAGUGUUUGCAUCGAAUUUUGUGAAUGAUGUUCCGUCUGCCUUUAAUUACAGUUAUGACCCUCUAGCAGAGUACCUCCAAUUCAUUGACAAUGGAGACUUCUCUGUUGAUGGUGUGUUGUCUGACUUCCCCAUAACACCAGCUGAAGCUGUAGGCUGCUUUGCUCUCCUAGGCGCCAAUGCUAAAAAGACAAUUAACACCACAGUCAUUUCAAAAUGUGGAGCAAGCGGAGAUUAUCCCGGUUGCACCAACAAGGCAUAUGAAAAGGCUAUAUCGGAUGGGGCAGAUGUCAUUGACUGUCCUGUUCAAAUGUCAAAGGAUGGAACACCGUUUUGCUUAAGCUCUGCUGAUCUUAUAGAGAGCACAACAGUCGCUCAAACACGGUUCGCUCGUCUUGCCAAGUCUAUUCCAGAGAUCAAAUCUGGCAGUGGCAUAUUUACCUUUAGCUUGACAUGGGAAGAUAUACAAACCUUGACCCCCUCAAUAUCAAGCCCUUAUUCUAAAUUCAAAUUAUUCCGGAACCCAAAAUAUGACAAGAGCAAUAUCAACUUUUUAAGUCUGUCAGAUUUCUUGGACUUGGCCAGAAACAAGACUUCCCUAUCGAGUGUCGUGAUCAUCAUUGAGAAUGCUGCCUAUCUUGCAGAGAAAGAAGAUUUGAGUGUGACUGAUGCUGUCAUGAACACUUUGAGCAAAGCUGGUUAUGAUAAAACUGGGGCCCCAAGGGUUAUGAUUCAGUCCACCAAUAGUUCUGUACUAAUGAAAUUUAAAGGGAAAACAAAUUAUGAACGUGUCUACGAAAUCGAUGAGCUAGUUGGUGAUGCUGUUGUUUCGGCAGUAAACGACAUCAAAAGCUUUGCAAAUUCUGUAGUUCUCCAGAAGAAAUCUGUGUAUCCUACCAAUUCUGAUCUCUUCCUUACUGUCUCUACGAAUAUUGUAACAACUCUCCAUCAUGCCAAUCUCUCCGUCUAUGCACAAACAUUUAGCAAUGAGUUCGUAUCUCAGGCAUGGGAUUUCUUCUCGGAUCCAACUGUGGAAAUCAAUACAUUUGUUCAGGAAGGAUUAGUUGAUGGAGUCAUCACAGAUUUCCCAAAAACAGCUGACAGAUACAGAAGAAACAAAUGCUUGACUAUGGGUGACAACAUGCCUGUUUACAUGCUACCUGUUCAAAUAGGUGGUCUUCUACAAGCUGUUACCAAAGAUUACUUGCCACCGGCUUCAGCUCCACUCCCUCCUCUGAAAGAAUCUGAAGUGAAAGAACCACCUUUGCCUUCUGCUUCCCCAUCACCAACACCAUCUGGAUCUUCUGCUGGAAACAAUUCAGCAGCUCAGUCACCGAAAAAUGCGCAGGUUAAGGUCACCAUCUCCUUCCUUUUGUCCCCUUUGGCUGUGCUUGUAGCUUGUCUUCUGCUUUGAGGUUUGAGCAACUUCCCACGAAAAAUCAAACAAAACAAAAAUUGAGGGAAAAAAAAGGGAAGAAAAGAAGAAGAAAGAGCUGAUUGUGCUUGUUAUUAUAGCCCCUAGUUUUUGCCCAUCUCUUUCUGGAUUAAGUAGCAUGAAGCUGUUUUGACUUCAGAAUUCAGACCCCAUAUGAGUAAUCCAGAAUUAUUUUUCUAGUAGUAAAUUCUUUCCCUUAACUGUUGUAGCACUAGUUAUGUGCAUUCCCAGUUCCUCAAUCUAUUCUUCCUGGUUUAAUUCUAUGGACCAUCAUGAGGGGUACAUAUCUUUUUAGGUGAGCCUUUUGUAUCUUCUGCUGUAAGUUGUAACCAUUAUUAUAUAUUUAUGGAUUGUGUUUGUCGUCAGAUAAACAAGCAUGGCAUCAUGUCCAAAUUGUGUUUUCUGGAAAUUAUUAUUAGCUUCCUAGCUGUUAAAAUAUUAGAUGA
Arachis ipaensis is the source of this 2855-nucleotide messenger RNA. It is a transcript of the gene SVL1, whose product is annotated as SHV3-like 1. Gene Ontology annotation, biological process: lipid metabolic process. The record is from RefSeq and is a predicted model, not a curated record. NCBI's taxonomy places the organism in Eukaryota, Viridiplantae, Streptophyta, Magnoliopsida, Fabales, Fabaceae. Gene Ontology annotation, molecular function: glycerophosphodiester phosphodiesterase activity.